GUAACACAGGGGAGACUACUGACCCCAGCUGGUCUCCACACACGUGCUACGAUAUGAGCAUCACACACACACACACACACACACACACACACACAACAACAACAACAACAACAAACUUAAAAAAGCCAAACCUAUCCCAGCUUCCUCCAUUACUGAAAGAAGCAGCACCUCAAAUCUGCCCUGGUGUAUCUCUCUAUCAACUUGGAAACACCUUUUAUAUCAAACAUGAGUACAAAAAAAAAAAUCACCAAUAAAUGAGUGCAGAACCUAAGAGAGACAGGAAUCGUGUGGAAAGUGAAAUUCAAUGUUAAAGCAGCUAAGAGACGUCAGAGGAAGAGGAGAGUGGAGGUGAUCUGAGUUACCAUGACAGCAGCCUGGCCCAGGGCCCCAAAGGCAUGGAGCCCGGUGGGUGUUUGGGUGGGUGUUUCGGAACUGAAGGUGUUUGGCGAUGGAGCCCGGUGAGAGGGGUGGGUCAGAGAUGCUUAUCAGGCUUCUGGCUUGAGAAACUGGGUGGAGACAUGUUACUCAUUAAAAUGGCAAGGCAGAGAGGGAGCAGACUUGGAGAAUGUGCAGAAGGGAGCUUUGAACGCUUCUCAGUCUGCCUGGGAGACCGGCUGGUCGGCCUCCGGGUGUGUGUGUGUGUGUGUGUGUGUGUGUGUGUGUGUGUAGGAGCUGGCCGGCCGAGGGGACAUUUUCUCCUCACUGUGGUUUGAAGAUGAGGAUUUUCUUAGCAGUGUGUAAGGACCUUCCUUCAGGUCCUUACCUUUGAUCCCAGAACUCAGGCAGGUGGCUCUCUGUGAGUUCCAGGCCAGCCUGGUAUACAGAAAGGGUUCUGGGAUAGCCUGGGAGACCCUGUCUCAAACAAAACAAAACAAAACAAAAAAACCAAAAAACCUAAACAAAAGUUAAGGUUUUAGGUUUUGGCCUUCUUUCAUCCAGUGAGGGCCCUGGAGGAGAGCAGUGUUCUGUGUUUUGGAAGAGAAACUUGAGACCCAGCCAGUCCCUGCCUUAGGCUUUGUGUGUUCCUUCACUCCCUCCCUCAUGCACUGGCUAGAAGCUUGCUUUGUGCCAGAAGUGAUAGAAGCAUGCUUCCUGCUUUUUAGAAGCUUGUGUUUUAGUGGAGGGAGACAGACAAGCACCUCAAUAUCUCAGUAGGAUGCAAAGAGCUAUGGAAGACCUUGAGGACCAAAACAGGGCCGGGUGUGCAGGAGAUGUGGUCGGAAGGUGAUGUGAGGGUGGAAGGCUCUGGAAUGCUCAAACAGGACCACUGCCCUCCAUGGCCCAUUGUGACAGUGUCGGUUCUAGAGUGUAGGCCUGAGGUCAGUAAGAACCCAGAGGAGAAAUACCCAGAGUGGGAGGAAGAGGGGGAUCAGUGUUGGGCGGUGCCCCCCAGGGGCGCAGCAGAGCCCAAUGGGUCAGAAGGGCCACAAGGACUCUCUUUACACUUGUAAAGGGUCUCCUGUGGGCAGCCUCCAUGAGGCCCUGGACCAGUGCAUGACGGCCCUGGAUCUCUUCCUCACCAACCAGUUCUCAGAAGCACUCAGCUACCUCAAGCCCAGAACCAAGGAGAGCAUGUACCACUCACUGACGUAUGCCACCAUUCUGGAGAUGCAAGCCAUGAUGACCUUCGACCCCCAGGACAUCCUGCAUGCUGGCAACAUGAUGAAGGAGGCGCAGUCGCUGUGUCAGAGGCACCGGAGGAAGUCUUCCAUGACCGACUCCUUCAGCAACCUGGUGCACCGCCCCACCCUGGAGCAGUUCACGGAAGAGGAAAUCCACGCAGAGGUCUGCUAUGCAGAAUGCCUCCUGCAGAGAGCAGCGCUGACCUUCCUGCAGGAUGAGAACAUGGUGAGCUUCAUCAAGGGUGGCAUCAAAGUUCGAAACAGUUACCAGACUUACAAGGAACUGGACAGUCUGGUCCAGUCCUCGCAAUACAGCAAGGGAGAGAGCCACAGACACUUUGAAGGCGGGGUGAAGCUCGGCGUGGGAGCCUUCAACCUGACGCUGUCCAUGCUUCCCACAAGGAUCCUGAGGCUGCUGGAGUUUGUCGGGUUUUCAGGAAACAAGGACUACGGGCUGCUGCAGCUGGAGGAGGGCGCGAGCGGGCACAGCUUCCGCGCGGUGCUGUGCGUCAUGCUGCUGCUGUGUUACCAUACCUUCCUCACCUUCGUGCUCGGUACAGGGAAUGUCAACAUCGAGGAGGCGGAGAAGCUGCUGAAGCCCUACCUGAACCGAUACCCCAAGGGCGCCAUCUUCCUGUUCUUUGCUGGGCGGAUUGAAGCUAUCAAAGGAAACAUUGAUGCCGCCAUCCGGCGCUUUGAAGAGUGCUGCGAGGCCCAGCAGCACUGGAAGCAGUUUCACCACAUGUGCUACUGGGAGCUGAUGUGGUGCUUUACCUACAAGGGCCAGUGGAAGAUGGCCUAUUUUUACGCUGACCUGCUGAGCAAGGAGAACUCCUGGUCCAAGGCCACCUACAUCUACAUGAAGGCUGCCUACCUCAGCAUGUUUGGGAAGGAGGACUACAAGCCAUUCGGGGAUGAUGAGGUGGAGCUGUUCAGGGCUGUGCCAGGCUUGAAGCUCAAGAUUGCUGGGAAAUCUCUACCCACAGAGAAGUUUGCCAUCCGGAAGUCCAGGCGCUACCUCUCCCCCAACCCCAUCUCGUUGCCAGUCCCUGCUCUGGAAAUGAUGUACAUCUGGAAUGGCUAUGCUGUGAUUGGGAAGCAGCCAAAACUCACAGACGGGAUGCUUGCAGUCAUCACAAAGGCUGAAGAGAGGCUGGCGGCGGGCCCAGAGAAUGAGUACUCAACAGACGACGACUGCUUGGUCAAAUUGCUGAAAGGCCUGUGUCUGAAAUACCUGGGCCGCACCCAGGAGGCAGAGGAGAAUUUCAGGAGCAUCUCCAUCAACGAAAAGAAGAUCAAAUAUGACCACUACUUGAUUCCAAAUGCCUUACUGGAGCUGGCACUGCUAUUUAUGGAGCAAGGCAGAAAUGAAGAGGCCAUCAAACUCCUAGACUCUGCAAAGCAUAACUACAAGAAUUACUCCAUGGAGUCGAGGACACAUUUUCGAAUCCAGGCAGCCACACUCCAGGCCAGAUCUUCCCUAGAAGAUGGCAGCAGCAGGUCUAUAGUCUCAUCAGUGUCCUUGUAGCUUCCUGCAGCACUCCUGGGCUGGACGAUGAGCAGACAGCUAGCUGGACAGAGCUCCUGGAAACAUUUCAAAAGAUCCCUCUCCCCACCCCCACCCUUCCUUGGGGUCCACCCGGUGCUCCAGUGGGAUGGCACAAGAACAUCUGUGCAGAAGCAAAGACAGCAUUUUUACCAGUGUGGCCAAGGCCUGUGCCACAGGCAGAGCAGGUGGGCCCUAUGCCUGCCCUAUCACACAUACGGGUACUUGUUUUACACUGUGAUGUUUAAGAGAAUGUAUGAACAGUUUACAUUUCUUCAAAAAUACAUUGAUGGGAUUAUAGUUGGUAUAUUAAAAAAAAAAAAACUAAACCAAAAAAACUGAACCAAACAAAACCUGCAA
Meriones unguiculatus (Mongolian gerbil) is the source of this 3528-nucleotide messenger RNA. RefSeq names its product tetratricopeptide repeat domain 39A (gene Ttc39a). The transcript is spliced from 18 exons. Gene Ontology annotation, molecular function: protein binding. Bases 1411 to 3150 code for a protein of 579 amino acids. The record is from RefSeq and is a predicted model, not a curated record. NCBI's taxonomy places the organism in Eukaryota, Metazoa, Chordata, Mammalia, Rodentia, Muridae.